UCGAAGAGACGGGGAGGGGGGAGUAUGGGCAAUGGACAACGGGGAGACAGGCACUCCACAAACUCCCAUAUAUCUGCAGGAUAUCUAUUUUUUUCAAAACUAGGCUGGUCCUAAUUUAGUCUUUGAUCCCUUUCCUCGGUGCAAACCUUUGGUCCGCUUUUCGAUAUGGAUUCACGUAGCACUUUGACUUCUGAUAAUCCUUUUUCUACUUCCAAGUUCAUGGGAAGUAGUUUUAGCGAAAUAGCCCCAAUCAGAGAAAGCCUCGGGCAUCAGAAGAAGAGGCAUUGCACGCAGCCGUCUGAUACCUGUGGCCAACCCCUUAGUAACAGCACCAAGGAAUGCCAGCUGUUCCAGGGAGCGGUCGACGAUUGCUCCAGGAGCCGCUUGUACGCUAGAAUGCUCCAGCACUACUUUAUCGACGAAGUCUACGACCCGUCUGCGCGCGUCCGCUGUCCUAUGCCAAAUUGCAAUAGAGAUUUUGAGAAUGGUAAGAAAAUGCUACUACAUUUCAAGAAUUGUAGCAGCUUCGAUGAGGGUUUGAUCAAGUGCCCAAUCUGUAACCGCAUUGAACGUUUCAGAAGAACCUCCAAGAAGAAGUGCUGCUGGUUCAGGCCAACGCUAACCCAGAGGCUCCAAAAUAAAGUCAGGAACACAGUAGAUACCAUCAAAAACCUCAGCUGUACCCGCCGAGAAUCUAGUCCACGGUGGCCUGAAACGCCUGAUUAUUAUUCUCCAAGCAGUUCGCUAGUCAAUCCUACACCAUUCUCAAUUAACGCCAAAACCCCAAGUACCCCAGACUACUGGGGAUUGUCUACGCCGGUGACAGCGCAAGAAGUUCAAGGUACACCAUUAUAUGAGCUACAAGACACAAAAAAACCGUUGGAAUUAUGUGAGCUACAAGGCACGAACGGGCUGUCGGAAUUAUAUGAGUUACAAGGCACAGACGGGCCGUUGGGAUUAUGUGAGCUACAAGGCACAAAUGGGCCGCUAGAAUUAUAUGAGCUACAAGGCACAGAUAUGCCGUUGGAACUGUCGCACGAAAUGGCUAUUGGGACUUCCAAAACUGUGUCGUCUGCAUCUUCUAUGAGCCGCGUUCUGGCAAGCCCACUGGCAAACCAUGACCAACACGCCGAGGGUCCUAUGGAAAGCGCACAGGACGCUAGCCAUUUGGACGGGACGGCAUUUGAUUGGCAACAACCUCUAUCACAACCUCAUAAUGCAUCGCCUACAUGUUGCGGUGUGAACCAAGGUUAUUGCAACCAACAAGGUCUCAGGGACAGGAAAAAACUUUUAAUGACCAUUUCGGGGAAUAAUACGAAGUCUGAUUCGGAUAGUCUGGAAUGGAACAUACCUCUCCCAGCGGGUGGCACCUCAUGCCUACCGGAGUUGCCAGCCACUGGUAUCAUGCGAACGUUACCUGCGACAAAUCCUGAAAUGUACAUGGGUUCUGGUCUGGAUCAUUUUGACAUAGGAUCCCAAAACAUAAUAAAUCACAAUAUUUCUACGCCUCCGGCUUCAGCGUUACCAAUGACCCCUGCCCGUCCUCCCGGCCCGGAACCAAUAGAACAAGACUUUCGAUGCCAUUACGCGGGUUGUGACUAUGUGCCUAAGGGGAAGAGAGAAAACCGGGGGUCGUACUUGAAGAAGCACACAUCGACACACACCAGGGACCGGGUGUCCAAAUGCCCCUAUUGCGAUAAUACUUACACUCGACCAGAUAACCGAGAUGUCCAUGUCCGCAAAGCUCAUGCUAACAAAAGGCGUCAAGAAAGUUGGGAUGACGCAGCACCUGAUGAACGGGAGGGUAAAAGAAUUUCAUACAGAGGUGGGGUGUGUUAAGGGACACUUGGCCGCUUUUGAUGGGAAUUUGUCGGUUUCUCUUCCUGUAUUAGUCGAAGAUGUCUCUCAGUUCCAUCCCGCCUUCCAGAGGCACUCGCCAGACUCGUAAGCUACUAUUUAUAACCUAGUAUCGUUCAAUCAACUUUAUAGAUGUCAUGCUGCAAUAUUCCGAUUGACCUACUUUGGCUACAUUCUAGCGCAUCAUUACACGGUAAAAUAUACGUG
Hypoxylon trugodes is the source of this 2064-nucleotide messenger RNA. RefSeq lists its product as uncharacterized. The coding region runs from base 166 to 1839 and encodes 557 amino acids. The record is from RefSeq and is a predicted model, not a curated record. NCBI's taxonomy places the organism in Eukaryota, Fungi, Ascomycota, Sordariomycetes, Xylariales, Hypoxylaceae. The transcript has 2 exons.